Abrus precatorius (Indian licorice) is the source of this 2085-nucleotide messenger RNA. RefSeq names its product trihelix transcription factor GTL2-like. Lineage: Eukaryota; Viridiplantae; Streptophyta; Magnoliopsida; Fabales; Fabaceae. The record is from RefSeq and is a predicted model, not a curated record. The transcript has 3 exons. The coding region runs from base 134 to 1897 and encodes 587 amino acids.
ACACACACAGAGAGAGAAAGAGAGAGAGAGGGUUGGUGUUUUGUAAAGUUGCUUGUAGCAUAUUUUGCCGAUUUACAGUGAGCACAGGAAGGAGGAGGUAAAGAAGAGAGAGCUCUUAACACAAAACACAAACAUGUUCGAUGGAGUACCAGACCAGUUCCACCAAUUCAUAACUCCAAGAACCUCACUACCUCUUCACUUACCCUUCCCUCUCCAUGCUUCAGGCACCCCCAAUACCACCUUCCCUACAAAUUUUGAUCCUUAUAACCCUCCUCAUCAAUUGCCACUCCAACCCAACCUCUUGCACCCGUUACACCACCACACUUCUUCUACCCACAAAGAUGAAGAGAAGGAAGAAAACACCACCGUGUCAAUGAACUUCGAAAUCCAAAGAGAUCCAAGGCAACAAUUGCCCGAGCUGAUUGAUCCAUGGAACAACGAUGAAGUGCAUGCGCUGUUGAGGAUCAGAUCUAGCAUGGAAAGUUGGUUCCCCGAGCUCACUUGGGAACAUGUCUCAAGGAAACUCGCAGAGCUUGGAUACAAUAAGAGGAGUGCAGAGAAGUGCAAGGAGAAGUUUGAAGAAGAAAGCAGAUAUUUCAACAACAUUAACUUCGCCAAGAAUAACAAUUAUCGCUUCCUUAGCGAGCUUGAACAGCUUUAUCAUCAAGGUGAAGGUGGUGAUCAUCAUCAGGGUGGCACCCAAGAUAAGACCCAUCAGCUGCAAAAACAAGACAAGAUGGGCCAUCAUGCAUUAGAACAAGAGGCUCCAAGAAACGUUGAAUCAACGCUGGCCAAACAAAGCGAAGAGGUGGUAGUGGAUAAGACAAAGGAACGCAAGAGAAAGAGACCCGAUAGAUUUGAGAUGUUCAAGGGUUUUUGCGAGAGCAUUGUGCACAAGAUGAUGGCUCAGCAGGAGGAGAUGCACAACAAGCUCCUCCAAGACAUGAUGAGAAGAGAUGAAGAGAAGUUUACAAAAGAGGAAGCUUGGAAGAAGCAAGAGAUGGAUAAGAUGAACAAGGAGCUUGAGAUGAUGGCACGUGAGCAAGCUAUUGCUGGUGAUAGACAAGCCAAUAUAAUUGAAAUCUUGAAGAAAUUCUCAGCAAGUUCCCCUGCAAGCCAGAGCCUUAAGGUAACCAAUGGUUCAAAUCCAGUUACUCAAAACCCUAAUCCUUCUUCUACUAUGAUUCUAAAUCAUCUAAACACUGAUACCUCUCCCUCACAAAACAAUCCAGCUUUACCCACAACAGAAAACCCUAGCUCAAGUCUUGCACAUGACACAUUGCAAGUUAUAUCUUCUUCUAACACUUCAGCUCAAGCUCCCCAGAACCCUAGCUCUUCUUCUCUAAAUAGCCAGAACAAUAAUCCACUAGAGAAAAAUUCAGUUUUGAAUAGAGCCUCCUCAAACUUUGUAUCCACCAAUGAGAAAGACGAUGUGGGGAGAAGGUGGCCAAAAGAUGAAGUGUUGGCACUGAUAAAUCUCAGGUGCAAUAGUGUAAACAACAACAACAAUGAAGACAAAGAAGGGAACAAGGCUCCACUGUGGGAGAGAAUCUCACAAGGGAUGUCGGAGUUGGGGUACAAGAGAAGUGCAAAGAGAUGCAAAGAGAAGUGGGAGAACAUAAACAAGUACUUCAGGAAAACUAAGGAUGCUAAUAAGAAGAGGUCUCUUGAUUCCAGGACUUGUCCCUACUUUCAUCAAUUGAGCAAUCUGUAUAAUCAAGGGAAACUUGUUCUACAAUCUGAAAGGUCCGAAAGCCACUUGACUCCACAGGGGAAUUCCGACCAAGUGCCACAAGAUCAAACCCAAAUAGCUGAGUCUUCUUCUCAAGUGGGGUCUGCAGCUGCUGGUUUCAGUGUGCAGCAGGUUGAUCAUGGAGGCAAGACAUUGACCCUGUGAAGAAAAUGAAGGAAUAGAAGGCCAAACAUUCUGUAGGACAUUCUUCACUAUACUAGCUAGGGACUGGAGCUAAUAAAAGGUUAAAGGGAUCAACAAUGGUAUUUAUAAAUUUAUUUUUUAAUUUUUUAUCUUCUUAAUUCUAUUUUUAUUACAUGAUAUUAUGACUUAUUACAUUUUUUUGGUUUUUU